AUGAAAGAUAAAGAAUAUGCAAAGUAUGGAACCGUAGAAGAAUUGAUAAAUCCUUGCGAAUGUUCUGGCACAUUGGGUCUAAUCCAUACUUGUUGUUUGGAAAAAUGGUUGUCCAUGUCAAACACGGAUCGUUGCGAAAUUUGUAAACAUUUAUUUUCGAUACAAAGGAAAAAUAAAUCGUUGUCACAGUCUUUCAAACAAUGGUGGAGGACUAGGAAUAUAUACGGACCGCAAGGUAUAACUGGUGAUAUAGUGUGUCUGAUAGUAUUAACUCCACUUUGUAUUGCGGCAACAUAUUUAUGCGCUGUUGGUGCAUCCGCUUACAGCAGGCUUGGUUUUUGGGAAGGAACAGGUUUGGCUAUUCUUUGUUGCAUGUUGGUGACCACUUAUUGUUUGUGGUUGAUCGUAACUCUCAGCUGUUUAUUACGCUUGUUCGAGAACUAUCUGACCGCGAGGAUAGACAUUGGCAUUGAAACAUAUGCACGCAUACCUAUACACAUUAUAACGAGCGCGAAAGAAUGGCCAUUAACUCAAAGCAUCGUUAUAGAAAAAAGAAUUAAGGUGCGCAUGGGCGUAUCUAUGACGACGAUUGACUCCUACUACGACCUCUAG
This is a messenger RNA of Apis cerana (Asiatic honeybee), 612 nucleotides long. Its product is annotated as E3 ubiquitin-protein ligase MARCHF3. Gene Ontology annotation, molecular function: ubiquitin-protein transferase activity; zinc ion binding. NCBI's taxonomy places the organism in Eukaryota, Metazoa, Arthropoda, Insecta, Hymenoptera, Apidae. Gene Ontology annotation, biological process: protein ubiquitination. The record is from RefSeq and is a predicted model, not a curated record.